Molecule: messenger RNA, 3146 nt
Organism: Wasmannia auropunctata (little fire ant)
Lineage: Eukaryota; Metazoa; Arthropoda; Insecta; Hymenoptera; Formicidae
Product: aminopeptidase N-like
Exons: 12
Coding region: 317-3031 (904 amino acids)
Biological process (GO): peptide catabolic process; proteolysis
Cellular component (GO): cytoplasm
Molecular function (GO): peptide binding; zinc ion binding; metalloaminopeptidase activity
Source: RefSeq, a predicted model, not a curated record
UUGAGAGUGCGGUGGAGACUAGACCAAUAUUCGUUAUUAAAAACAAAGAAUUUACAGUUUCAAAUUUGGUAAAGGACAUCUUUGUAUAUUAUACUACACGAUCGUACAUGACAUACUUGUUAUAACAUCAGAGACUGACAUUGUAGUCGGUCAGUAUUCGGUGAGCUUUCGAGAUGGCACAACGACAAUCGCAGUUAGACUGACAUAUCUCUGAUUUUAACGGAUGGUGGCAAUAGUUGUAAUUAAUUGACUGUAAUUAUUACGAAUCUAUUGCAAUUUAAUCAGCAUACAAAAUACGUAAAAACUGAAUGUCGACAUGGGAGUUCAAAACUUUUUAAAUUUUGCUGGUCUAAUGCUGACCCUCAACACCGAUAAUAAUAGGGAAAUUCGUCGUUUGCCCAACAACACGAUACCAAUUCAUUAUAACAUCAACCUGACAUCGCAUCUCGAAGAAGGCAAUUUUAGUUUUUACGGUGAAUCCAAUGUCAAUAUCGAGAUUCGUCAUGCAUCAUCAUAUAUAAGUUUACACUCGAGAGAUUUAGAAAUAAAUGAAGCGGCGACAACGUUGAUUAAUGAUAAAGGAACAUCUUAUAAACCGAUAGAACAUACUCAUGACAACAGAACAGAUAUUAUAACACUUACUUUUGACAAUGCAUUAUUGCCCGGAAUUUACAUUGUGAACAUGAAAUUUGUUGGUAAGCUAAUAUCUGAGAUUCAUUCUAAGCUGGUAGCAACUAGUUUCAUGAAAAUUCCAUACACCGGCAAAGAAGGAAAUAGCAAACAUUCUAGAUGGUUGGCUACGAGUUUCCGAGCGAGAGGAGCCAGACGAACGUUUCCGUGUUGGGACGAGCCAGCGUUAAAAGCCACAUUCGACAUUUCCAUAACGCAUCAUCAGAAAUACAAAGUAUUGUCAAAUAUGCCAAUACGACAGAUAAUCGUGGGACAAGAUAGUAUGGUGCGAACACACUUUCACACCACUCCUAUAAUGUCCACUUAUGUCGUGGCGAUUGUGAUGAUGUCGAAUUUCACCCACGUUCCCAACGAGGAUGGAACCAUCAAUAUGUGGUGCAGCUCGUUUUUAACAUCGCAAGUAAAAUUCGCUCAUAGUAUUAUCGAAAAGGUCGUACCGCACUUGAUUGAGUAUACUAAUAGUUCCAAGAAGAUACCAAAAGUGGAUCAUGUCGUGAUACAGAAUUAUCCGAUUAAUAGCAUGCAAAAUUGGGGACUUAUCAUUAACAGAGAAGACGCUAUAAUCUAUGAUAAUAAUACAGAUCCAUUAUAUUAUGGAACAAAAAUAGCGUCGUUAAUAGCACAUGAACUUGCGCAUGAAUGGUUUGACAAUUUAGUUAGUCCAUCUUGGUGGGCUUACGCGUGGUUAAACGAGGGACUUGCUGACUUCCUCGGAAUGCAUAUCCUCAAUAAGAAUUUCGAAAAUUGGCGGAUGAUAGAUUUCUUUGUUGUUCAGAAUUUACAUGAUAGUUUAGCUGCAGAUAUUGAUCAUCAAUUAAAGUCUGUUACAAAAACAAUGACUGCUGAUUACAUCAUUGAACCUGAAAGUCUCGUUUCUAGUAUAUUCUAUAAAGAUUCUAGUGUACUUUAUGAUAAAGUGACAGCUUUAUUGCGCAUGUUACAUCGUGCAAUUACCGACGAGAUAUUUCAAAAAGGUGUCAUCACGUAUUUGGCCACGCAUCAAUUUAGCUCGGCCAUUCCGGACGAUUUGUGGAACGCUAUUCAAAGUGCUCUAGACAAAUCUGAUGUCCCGCACGAAGGUUAUAGAAUAAAGGAAGUGAUGAAUUCGUGGAUGGACCAAAACGGUUAUCCUGUGGUGAAGGUGGUGAGAAAUUACACAACUGGUAAAGUGACAAUAUCACAAACAUGUUCCUGGGACUAUGUUAGCGAUGACAAUAAUAAAUGGUGGAUACCCGUGACUUUCGCAACACAAUCCAAUCCCGAUUUCUCUAAUACUGUGCCCAGUUUUUGGUUAAGACCAGACCAAAAUAUAAGCUUUACGAUUGAUCCAAAUGAUUGGAUUAUUCUCAAUUUGCAACAAACUGGAUACUAUCGUGUCAAAUAUGAUUCCAUGAAUUGGUAUAAUAUUAUACAAUACUUAAAUUCUGACGACUACACGAAUAUACACGUUCUUAAUCGUGCGCAAAUCAUCGAUGACGCAUUUUUCUUAUUUUGGAAGCACCAAAUGGAUGGAUCCGACUUUAUCGAUCUUAUAAGUUAUCUAUCGCGAGAGACAGAUUAUGUGGCAUGGUAUCCAAUGUUCCGAGUUUUAAAACGGAUAAAGGGCUAUCUAUUACUGCCUAGUGGCAAAAAUAACAAGUUACGCAUAAUUGAUCUCUUUGACAAACUUCUUCAGAACAUGGGAUACGAUGAAAAUUUGUAUGAUAACAAUAUUACAACAGAAAUGAAGCAAGAGGCCAUGAAAUGGGCAUGCACCCUCGGUCAUAAGGGAUGCAUAGAAGUGGCUGCUGUUAAAUUGAGCAAACAUAUCGAGCACCCUGAUACUUACAAAAUUCUACCAUGGUGGCAAGAAUCCAUGUAUUGCCUUGGAAUGAUAGGAGCCAAUGAGACUACUUGGAGCAAAAUGUUAGAAUUAUAUCAAAAGAAAUCUGAUAAAAUGAUAUUAAGAGGUUUGAGUUGCGCUGCAAGUCGUCGUGUUAUUAUCAAAUUUUUAACUGUUACAACUUUAAACUACUUGAACACUACAUUAUUUAAUGAUACAGAGCAAAUAUUUAUCUUCCGUUCUAUUGUUGAAAAUCAUGCGCACAGAAAUUCGAUCCUUGAUUACAUAUUAAAAAAUUUUAAUAUCAUAAAACCCAGAUUAAUUACUGUAACCAAAGCAAUAAGGCUUAUUCUUCAGAAUGUUGUAACUGUCACACAAAUUAAUAAGGUAAAAAAUUUCUCAGAGGCUAAUAUAAAUAAAGAUCCAGAUGUUUUGUCUGAAAUUCGAGAAUGGGUAAAAACGUAUAGAAGAAUUACUGAGGAUAACAUAAACUUUUAUACAAGCCGAUUUAGAAAAUAAAAUUUAGUCUAAGUGACGAUCUUAUCAACCAUUAGACGAAAUGUAAUGCAAAAUAUACAUUUAUCUAUUAUACAUGAUUUUUUAAAGAUAUUUUUAUUGUAUUUAUUAUAUUAUA